Molecule: messenger RNA, 2748 nt
Organism: Medicago truncatula (barrel medic)
Lineage: Eukaryota; Viridiplantae; Streptophyta; Magnoliopsida; Fabales; Fabaceae
Product: 2,4-dichlorophenol 6-monooxygenase
Exons: 13
Coding region: 401-2509 (702 amino acids)
Biological process (GO): ubiquinone biosynthetic process
Cellular component (GO): mitochondrion
Molecular function (GO): FAD binding; 3-demethoxyubiquinol 3-hydroxylase activity
Source: RefSeq, a predicted model, not a curated record
UAAGCGUUUAGAUUUAUUUUUGCCAAACGUCACACAUCGCUUUCAAAAUGGAGGCCUAUGCUCUUUCUUUUUCUUCCUCGCCACGUUUGCUGAGAAGGCAUCACACAAAAUUUAUAGCAGUAGCCAGCGGUUAAAGCGAAGAAGACUUGUAGCAAGCUUCGUCUUUCUUCGUUCUUCAAGGAACAGUAAGUCUGGGUCCCUUUGUGCAAAUUGGCAAGAGAGAUAGAAAAGGGGGUUCCAAUUCUUGUAUUGUUUGCAAUCACUUGUUCUUCAUCAAAUUCCAAGCUUUCUCUUCCUCAAAUUCCAAGCUUUCUCUUCAUUAAUUGGUUAGUUUUCUUUCAGCAUUGGGUCUUGUCUUUCACGAAGAACAUUUGAGCCUGGCUUUUUCAAUUUUUUGGUUAUGGGUUUUUUAAGGUUUAUAAGAAGGUAUAAUUACCCCUUCAAAGAUAAAACUCGAAAUAGAGCACUCUUAAUUCAGCAUAUGCAAAGCAGAGGUUUCUCAAAGGCAAAAGUUAUCAAUGGUAAUGAUGCGGUGCUUCCGGUUCUGAUCAUUGGUGCAGGUCCUGUGGGUCUUGUUCUCUCUAUUCUGCUCACAAAAUUAGGUAUUAAUUGCACAGUUUUGGAGAGAAACAAGGCAUUUUCUAAACAUCCACAAGCACACUUCAUCAACAAUCGAUCCAUGGAGAUAUUCCGCAAGAUUGAUGGCCUUGUUGAAGAGAUCCAAAGGUCUCAACCACCGGUAGACUUAUGGAGGAAGUUCGUAUAUUGCACUUCCCUUUCUGGUUCAAUUCUUGGAUCCGUGGAUCACAUACAGCCUCAAGAUCUUGAGCAUGUUGUCAGCCCAAUCUCUGUGGCACACUUCUCACAGUACAAGUUAACCAUGUUACUUCUCAAGCAACUUGAAAAUCUAGGCUUCCAAACAUGUGCAUCCGAAAGCUCAGAAGGAAAUAAGCAGCCUUGUGAAAACAUAAUAUUGAUGGGUCAUGAGUGUGUAUCCAUUGACACCAACAAUGACCUCGUAACAGUAACUGCGUCGUCUGUCAAUAAUGGGAAGCGUGUAGAAAAGGAUAUCCACUGUAGCAUCCUUAUUGGUGCCGAUGGAGCAGGAAGUACUGUGAGAAAGCUUGUAGGAAUAGAUAUGAGAGGCGAGAAAGACUUGCAAAAACUUGUCAGUGUCCAUUUUCUUAGCAAACGCCUUGGGAAAUUUUUGCUAAAGGAGAAUCCUGGUAUGCUAUUUUUCAUCUUCAAUUCUGAAGCAAUUGGGGUUCUUGUUGCCCAUGAUCUCAGGCAAGGAGAAUUUGUUUUGCAGAUACCGUUUUAUCCACCUCAGCAAACAAUCGAGGAUUUCAGUCCAAAGGCAUGUGAGAAGUUAAUCAGCAAACUUGUUGGUCAAGAGUUUGGAGAUGUAGAUGUAAUUGAUAUAAAGCCAUGGAUUAUGCAUGCUGAAGUUGCUGAGAGGUUUAUAUGUUGUGGCAACCGAAUAUUACUUGCCGGUGAUGCUGCUCAUCGAUUUCCACCUGCUGGUGGAUUUGGAAUGAAUACUGGCAUUCAGGAUGCCCAUAAUCUUGUCUGGAAAAUAGCUUCUGUGAUCAAGGGUAUUGCCCCAAAUUCAAUGCUAAAUACCUAUGACAUGGAGCGUAGACCAAUCUCUGUAUUCAAUACAAGGUUAAGUCUUGAAAACUACAGAGCUGCCAUGUCUGUUCCUGCUACACUUGGUCUUGAUCCAACUGUUGCAAACACAGUUCAUAAAGUUAUUAUUAAUGGGGUUGGUUCCAUCUUACCAUCCGGAUUGCAGAGGCUAGCUUUGGACAGCAUUUUUGCUAUAGGUCGUGUACAGCUCUCUGAAUCUGUUCUAAAUGAAAGUAAUCCCCUUGGAUCCUCAAGGUUGGCUAAGCUAAGACAUAUAUUUGAAGAAGGGAAAAGCCUUCAACUUCAGUUCCCUGCUGAAGAUCUCGGUUUUAGGUACCUACAAGGUGCAAUUGUGCCAGAGAGUAGUGAUGUUGAGAGUCCUCCACAAGUACCCACAGGUCGUCGCAGGGACUAUAUCCCUUCAGCACAACCAGGAUGUAGACUGCCUCAUAUGUUUGUGAGAAUAAACGCAUUAAGCGAGGAGACGGUCUCUACGCACGAUCUUGUGUCUGGAGAUAAAAUUGAGUUCGUUCUCAUCAUAGCACCAGUGAAGGAAUCUUAUCAUUUAGCUCGUGAAGCAUUUAAGGUGGCUGAGGAAAGACAAGUUUCUCUCAAAGUGUGUGUUUUUUGGUCUACUGAUUCUGUUGAAGGACUUGAUAAUGGAAGUAAAGAUGCAUUAUCACCCUGGAAGAAUUAUGCAGACGUCGUUGAAGUUUGUUCAACAACUUCAAAUUGGUGGGAUAUGUGUAACAUGACAAACAAAGGGGCUAUAUUAGUUAGACCUGAUGAACAUAUUGCCUGGCGUGCAAUUUCAAGACUUGCUGGGGAUCCUAGGGCGGAAAUGGAAAAGGUUUUUUCUGCUAUACUUGGAGCACACUAAUAUAAAAAUGGGUUUGUCUUACAUGUGCAAAUUUGCACAUGAUAGAAAAACCCAUAUAAAAUAAACAAAUACAAAUUUGUAUUGAUUCUUACAGGAUUACUAUUGUUUUAGGUAGAUUAAUUUUUUUAUUUUCAUGGUUUUUAAUAAUAAUAAUGAAAUGGCCUGUCGGGUUGUGUUGUUUCAAGUGCUCUAUGCAAAAACUAGUGUUUUUAAUGUUAUUUUGAUUGAAGUUUGAACAA